This is a messenger RNA of Trifolium medium, 190 nucleotides long. The record is from the annotation of a GenBank genome assembly. NCBI's taxonomy places the organism in Eukaryota, Viridiplantae, Streptophyta, Magnoliopsida, Fabales, Fabaceae.
AUGGACCAAAUGUUAGAACGGCUAGCUGGGAAGGCCUACUAUUGCUUUUUAGAUGGUUACUCCGGGUACAAUCAGAUUGUUGUGGACCCGGCGGAUCAACAGAAGACAGCUUUUACAUGCCCAUUUGGGGUAUUUGCUUACCGAAGGAUACCUUUUGGGUUAUGCAAUGCACCGGCUACUUUCCAGCGGU